ACCGAGGCGUGGCCGCCUAGCCGCCUCUAAAUAUAAAUGCUGACCUCAUCUCCAGAUAAAAAAAAAAACACGCACGCCCCCCAACCACCGCUUUCUGAGCAUCCCGAAAGUCGCGACCUCUCGGCGGAUUUGGGAUUUCGGAAGCGCGCAAGGUAAGACGAAGUUUUCUCAUGGCUCGUACUAAGCAGACUGCUCGCAAGUCCACUGGAGGAAAGGCUCCAAGGAAGCAGCUAGCCACCAAGGCUGCACGUAAGUCUGCUCCCACAACUGGAGGAGUGAAGAAGCCUCACCGUUACCGCCCUGGGACUGUUGCCCUUCGUGAGAUCCGCAAGUACCAGAAGAGCACUGAGCUGCUCAUCAGGAAGCUGCCAUUCCAGAGGCUUGUUAGGGAGAUUGCCCAGGAUUUCAAGACUGAUCUGCGUUUCCAGAGCCAUGCGGUGCUUGCUCUUCAGGAGGCUGCAGAGGCGUACCUGGUGGGUCUCUUCGAGGACACCAACCUGUGUGCCAUCCAUGCCAAGCGGGUGACUAUCAUGCCCAAGGACAUUCAGCUGGCUAGGAGGAUCCGUGGCGAGAGGGCUUAGGUGCCUUGCCUCUGGGAAUGUCUCUGGUGUGCAUGUGUGUUCCGUGUGUUUACUUUUGCUGCUGAACACUUACCGUGUGUCAUCAACAGUAUUACUAAUACUAGUCAUCUGUAGUAGGAUGUCAGUGCCGUACUCUGUUUCUAUGUCUUAGAACUGGUCCUUCUGUUUGUUUGGUCGUCCUAAUGCAUCCCCUGUUGGGUGUUAUUCUAGAUCGUGUCUGAACCUUGCGUCUGCCUGUCAAAAUUUGAAAUCGUGUGAACUGUUACAAUAUUAUGUUCGUCCCCCUUUAUCUGUAAUUGUCAGUUGCGAGUA
Messenger RNA from Brachypodium distachyon (stiff brome), 893 nucleotides. RefSeq names its product histone H3.3. The coding region runs from base 171 to 581 and encodes 136 amino acids. Gene Ontology annotation, cellular component: nucleosome. The record is from RefSeq and is a predicted model, not a curated record. The transcript has 5 exons. Gene Ontology annotation, molecular function: structural constituent of chromatin; protein heterodimerization activity; DNA binding. Lineage: Eukaryota; Viridiplantae; Streptophyta; Magnoliopsida; Poales; Poaceae.